AUGGCGAAUCCAGACGAUGAUAUCGGUGUAGAGAGGCAUGCCGAUCACGAGGCUGAAGCCCAACAUGAUGAUGAAAUCAAAAGGUCUGCACUUGACGAUGAAAAUAAUAGAACCAUGUCCACCGCAUCAUCUACAUACGCCGCUGAUCAGAUGUCACUUUUCCAUGAAUGUGUCUUCAUCGCAACGAUAUGUACGGCUCAAUUUACUACACAAGUGGGUCUAACCCAAACAUUGGGCAUUCUGCAUCAGAUCGGCGACAGCUUCGGUAUCACGAACCCCGGAGUACUUUCUUGGUUCAUUGCUGGUUAUAGCUUGACGGCGGGGACCUUCAUCCUUGUUGCCGGCCGGAUUGGGGAUCUCUUUGGGUACAAAAGAGUUUUCUUAAUAGGCAUGUUGUGGUUCUCUCUCUGGACAAUGGUUGCGGGACUCAGUGUCUAUUCGAACCAGUAUCUGUUUAUAUUCGCCAGAGUACUUCAGGGACUGGGCCCUGCUGCAUUACUACCCAACGGACUUGCACUCUUAGGAGUUUCAUAUCCUGCCGGGCCAAGGAAAAACAUGGCAUUCGCGUUAUUCGGUGCCUGCGCUCCAGGCGGGGGGGUCUUCGGAUUCCUCUUCUCCGGCCUGUUCACGUUAGCUUGGUGGCCGUGGACAUUCUGGAGUUAUGCUAUCGCGCUGGCACUGCUGGCCGCCUUCAGCGCCCUAGUCAUCCCAGCACAAACCCGCUCGCGAGACCAAGACAAGACGCUUAGAGAAAAGCUCCAAAUGCUCGAUAUACCGGGAGCCAUCACCGGCGUCGCAGCGCUAGUGCUGUUCAAUUUUGCAUGGAACCAAGGCCCGGCGUACGGCUGGCAACAGGCCUACAUCUACGUCACCCUCAUUCUCGGCAUCCUUUUCGCAGUUUCCUUCUUUUUCAUCGAGUCUCGGUGGGCCAAGAUGCCGCUUGUGCCCUUCCAGGUCUUCACGGGUGAUAUCAUAUUUGUGGUUGCCUGCAUUGCCUGCGGCUGGGGCUGCUUUGGGAUUUGGAUCUAUUACUUGACGCAGUUUAUCGAGGUGCUGAGGGGCGGCUCACCGUUGCUCCUGGCCGCAUACAUCUGCCCCGUAGCUGUCUCGGGUGCGUUCGCAUCUGUGGCUACUGGCUUCCUGCUGCACCACGUUCGCGCGGCGUGGGUCAUGACAUUCUCACUUACGUGUUUCAUGGUGGGGACCAUACUGGUGGCGACGGCACCGGUACAUCGAACGUACUGGGCCCAGUUGUUUGUGUGCAUGCUGGUCAUCCCAUUCGGCAUGGAUACGUCAUUUCCUGCGGCGACGGUCAUUUUCUCGAACGCUGUUAAAAAGGAGCAUCAGGGAAUGAGUGCGGCCUUGGUUGCUACGGUCGUCAACUAUAGUAUCUCGCUUGGAUUGGGAUUUGCGGGCACGAUUGAGGUGCAUGUCAAUCAUGGUGGCACGACGCCUGCUGAUAUCCUGCUUGGGUAUCGUGGCGCUUGGUAUUUUGGCAUUGGGUUGACUGUACUAGGCAUUGGGUUGAGUUUGAUCUUUGUCGCGAAAGGCUACUGGCAUGACAAUAAAGAGAAGCGAAGUUCAGAGCCGUGA
Molecule: messenger RNA, 1593 nt
Organism: Penicillium atrosanguineum
Lineage: Eukaryota; Fungi; Ascomycota; Eurotiomycetes; Eurotiales; Aspergillaceae
Product: MFS transporter
Exons: 1
Coding region: 1-1593 (530 amino acids)
Biological process (GO): transmembrane transport
Cellular component (GO): membrane
Molecular function (GO): transmembrane transporter activity
Source: RefSeq, a predicted model, not a curated record